Asparagus officinalis (garden asparagus) is the source of this 2920-nucleotide messenger RNA. Its product is annotated as wall-associated receptor kinase 2-like. Gene Ontology annotation, biological process: cell surface receptor signaling pathway; protein phosphorylation. NCBI's taxonomy places the organism in Eukaryota, Viridiplantae, Streptophyta, Magnoliopsida, Asparagales, Asparagaceae. The transcript has 4 exons. Gene Ontology annotation, cellular component: plasma membrane. The record is from RefSeq and is a predicted model, not a curated record. Bases 78 to 2348 code for a protein of 756 amino acids. Gene Ontology annotation, molecular function: polysaccharide binding; protein serine/threonine kinase activity; calcium ion binding.
GUCAACAUAAGCCGUGGAGAAUUAGUCGAUGGUUAUGCAAUUGCUAGCCUUAUCUACGGGAGACUCUACAAUAAAAGAUGAGAGUUAGAUUCCCUCACCAUAGGAAAAUGAGACCUUGGGCGUUCUUCUUGUUUCGGCUGCAGCUGAUCAUUGUUGCGGUUGCAGCAUCAGCAGCAACUAACUGCCAAACUCAAUGCGGCAAUAUCACCAUUCCCUAUCCUUUCGGCAUCGGUCAUCCUGCCUGCUACCGUCCCGGAUUCAACCUCACCUGCAACCACUCCUCCACCUCCGGCCCCAAACUCUACCUAGGCGACGGCACAUUUGAAGCGACCGAAAUAUUGAUAUCGCAUGGGCAGGUCCUAAUCAAGAGCCCCAUACUACGAUUGUUCUGUGAUCCUGGAGAAACUGUCCAGGACUCGUAUAAUAUGACAUGGAGCGGUAUCGGGGAUAAUGGGCCCUUCACCUUCUCUGCUGACCGCAACGCCUUUGUCACCAUCGGCUGCAGUGUCAUAUCGUACGUCACGUCCCUCAGUCGUCCUCCUUCCGUCACCAACCUGUGUGCCGCUGUUUGUUUUGAUUACACCAGCGUCGAGAGAAUAAAUGGUUCUUGCUCAGGGAUGGGAUGCUGCCAGACAAUGAUUGGGGAUAGUCAGGUAGCGCCUAGUGAUAUUGGAUCAUGCACCAAGUCAUUCUUGGUCGAUCGCCAAUGGUUCAGGUUCAAUCCGAUACAACUGGCUGAUGACAAAUUUUUCAGCAAGGACUACAAGGUACCGGUGGUCGUUGAUUGGGCGAUCCCCUGGGAGUCUGCGGACAACAGAUCAUGGUCUUGUGCGUAUGCAGCAAGGAAUCAGACAAGUUAUGCAUGUCGAAGCAAGCAAAGCCUAUGUGUUGAUGGUGAUACUGGAUAUACCUGUGAAUGUUUAUCUGGAUUUGAGGGAAACCCAUAUAUUGCUAAUGGGUGUCGAGAUAUCGAUGAGUGUGCACAAGAUAAAAAUCCUUGUGCAGUGGCAUUGUGCACAAACACUCUUGGGAGCUACUCAUGCCACUGCCCAAAAGGCACAUUUAGCAGGGUUGAUGGGGAUCCGAGUUCUGGAUGUUUACCUGAUAAAUCCGGAAUCAAUAUAGGUAUCAUCAUUGGAAUUGGUGCUGCAUCAGGAUUUAGCAUUCUUAGUCUAGCCAUUGCUAGUUUUCUCCUCUACAAAAGGUUUCAGCAAAUAAACAGCAAGAAACACAGAGAAAUGUGCUUUCGUAGAAAUCACGGCUUGUUGCUUCAGCAACUUCUUAUUAGUACGGAAAACGAUGUGGAGAGGACAAAGAUCUUUACUUUAGAGGAGCUAAACAAGGCAACUAACAGUUUCGAACCUACCAGAGUUCUCGGUCGCGGAGGCCACGGUACAGUCUACAAAGGAAUCUUAUCUGACCAAAGAGUUGUUGCGGUUAAAAAGUCUGAAAUAAACAACCAGACUGAGAUCAAGCAGUUUAUAAAUGAGGUCGCUAUUUUGUCACAACUUAACCACAGGAACAUAGUCAAGCUUUUUGGGUGUUGCCUUGAAUCUGAAGUUCCUUUACUAGUCUAUGAGUUCAUUUCUGGAGGAACACUUUCUGACCAUUUGCAUGUCAUUGGAAAUCACGUUUCAUCAUUAUCUUUCGAGGAUCGUCUAAGGAUAGCAACAGAGAUCGCUGGAGCUCUUUAUUAUUUGCAUUCUGCGGCCUCUAUAUCCAUUUUUCAUCGAGAUAUUAAGUCAUCUAAUAUACUUCUUGAUCAUAAUCUUACGGUGAAAAUAUCUGAUUUUGGCACAUCUAGGUCCAUUCCAUCUGAUAGGACACGGGUAACCACCGCAGUUCAAGGAACCUUUGGAUAUUUGGAUCCUGAAUACUACUAUACAGGACAACUAACCGAGAAAAGUGAUGUUUACAGUUUUGGUGUAAUUCUCGUAGAGCUUCUAACGGGGGAGAGAAUAAUUUCUAAAACUAUGCUAAAACAGGAGAAAAAUCUCGCCAUGCAUUUCAUUGAGUCAUUGGAGGAGAAGCAACUGUUUCAAAUUCUGGAUGUUAGAAUCGCAGAAGAGGGAAGAAAGGAGGAGUUAGAAGCAAUUGCCAUACUUGCAGGGGCAUGCUUAAGGAUCAGAGGAGAAGAAAGGCCAACGAUGAAGACAGUUGAGCUAAAGCUUAACAGAAUGAUUCAGAAAAAGAAACAGAAAUAUUCCUCAUCUGCAUCACAACAGCAGAAAUCUGAAGAAUGUGAUAGGUUUAUUUCCAACAUAUCUGGUGGAAGUAGGAUCAAUGGUACAACUAGGUCCUACAGUUUAGAAGAAGAACUCAGGAUGUCCUUAAAUUACCCAAGAUGAUGCUCAAUUGUCAAUAUUUUCAGACUACAUAUUAGCCAUUUGUAUAUAGUAAUUCGAAUCUCCCUUUUCCAAAAUAUCGAGGGGACAUGAAGCAUAUGUCGAGGACUGUCUAGAAUCAAAUACUCUGAUUUUCUCUGUUUUUCUUUUCAGUUAGAAGAUCAAGAAGCAAUAUAUUUUUAUUAAAUGAAGCAAUCACCUCUUAACUUCAAGGAUCAAGUUCAUUAUCGUAUAUGGACAAUGAGAAGCAAAGACUUGUGCAAUGCACGGAUAAAAACAACAGAAAAAUCUCUGGAAACGACCGUUACAAAGAAAGAGAUUGCUAUUUCCAAAUGAACUAAAUUCGAACAAACAUACCUCAGUGCUUUUUUCAGAUUUUCUGUGACUAUGAUGGCAGGAAAGUUUCACUUCCAGUCCCCAGCAUAAUCUUUCACUAAGCAUUAUCUCCAAUUUCUUGAGAAUUCAGAAGUCAAAAUGCAACUUUAUUUAGUAUGUGACUGCAAAUAUAAAUGAAAAGCAUGGUACACAGUUCUCAAACAAUUUGAAGAUUCCAGUUUCAAUAACAAUUUUAGGGA